Molecule: messenger RNA, 864 nt
Organism: Fundulus heteroclitus (mummichog)
Lineage: Eukaryota; Metazoa; Chordata; Actinopteri; Cyprinodontiformes; Fundulidae
Gene: ramac
Product: RNA guanine-7 methyltransferase activating subunit
Exons: 3
Coding region: 119-478 (119 amino acids)
Biological process (GO): RNA 5'-cap (guanine-N7)-methylation
Molecular function (GO): RNA binding
Source: RefSeq, a predicted model, not a curated record
CGCUCCCGGAACCAUUCCACUGAGCUCGAGCGUUCCAGUCGGAAGAGUAUUUCAGUGACGCUCCGGUGCUGGUAGAUGCUAGAGAGCUAGUAGCGACAGUAUCGUCGUCGUUUGAAGAAUGUCUGAGGUCUCAGAAAACACGCAGAGCUACGAGGAGCUGUUUGCUCACAGAUUUUCAUCGGAGGACAGUGAAUACCAACAAUAUCUGAACCGUCCCGCUGACCCGCCACCGAUCGUUGAGGACUGGCGGGGCCGCGUAGGGGGAAACCAGAGGGGCAGGGACAACAGGUACCAGGACCGUCGAGGCAAUCGCGACCGUGGCUGGGGAGAAGACAGAGGAUGGCAGGGGGACCGUCGGAGGCAGUGGCAUGACAGAGACAGGAACUGGGGGCACGGCAGCGGGUAUCAGUCUGGUUCCAGAACCUCGGACCAGGGAUACAACUCCAAUCGCCAACGGCAGCAUUAUGGUCGCUACUGAUUGCCUGGCAUUUGGCAGUAUUUAUAGUAAUAACUGUCUCAUGACUCGAGCUGCACUUGCGUUUGUGUUCCAAUGUUUCCCCUUUGCCAUAGGUGAUGCAACAAGCAUUGAAUGUAGAAUGUCCUGUCCACUGUUGUAGCUUUAGCAAAAAAUACACCUCAAAGCAGAAAUUUAAAGUGAAUUUCCAGUACACAUAUAUUUGUCAUAUAUCUUUAUUGUAGGCAUCAAAAUACAAGUGAAUGGACUUGCAUUUAACCUGUGUUUAUUGUGUUUUCCUAAUAAAAGGACAGUAUAAUGCCAUUAGUGUAUACAUUAUAACAGUUGCAUCAAGAUAACAGCUGUCAGCCAUGUGCUUCUGAUCUUUAAAGCUUCCUCAAACAUUGAAA